AUGCGAUGCGCGAGCAAGGCCGCCGAGAGCGCGUCUGCACGUCUCUGUGCGGACGCCGAAGCAGAAACUACAGCAACUGAUAUCCCAUCGGUUGCUGAAUCGACUCAGCCUGUAUCACCUGGUGAUGCAGGCGCUGGUCAUGAAGACACUCGUGUCUUCACAGAGUACGAGCUCGGUGUCUCGUACUCUCCUGAUACGGAUGACGGAUCCGUAUCGACGGCAAUUGAAUCCAAGCCGCCUGCCAAGCGUGGCAUGGACGAUGCUUUGCGUCGCAGCAUCUUUGGUUCAUCUGAUGAGUCAGAUGAACCAUCGCCGAAGCGAAGGCGCUCGAGGUCGCGAGACUCGGGCGCUAAUAGUGGUGUCGUUUCUCCAAUGGACACCACUUCACAGCGAGGUGCCAGUACUUCUGUCGGCACGUCGCAGGAAGAGCGGGACCGCAAUGUGUUGCGUCUCGCUCCAGAAAAGAAGGCAUGGAUGCCUCCUAAAUCUGUCAUGGAUCACUUGUCGGCGACGACGAGUGAUCGUUAUCGAACACGAUUGUUCGAUUCGUCGAGGAUUCAUCACCUUGACCCCAGCGCGAAAGACUAUCGCGCUGAACAUGAGUUCUUCAUCGAUGCUUUCUUCAGACAUCGAUGGUACAGUGGGAAUCACAAACGUGAUGGUCCCUCACUACUUCAGGCGUGGAACGCCUACAUCCAUAAUCUCGAGGAUGUAGGUCGUGACGCUUGGAACGACAAACUUAUCAAAGCUCGUGAUAAGUUUGAAAAGCGAACCCCGACAGGUGCACGCUAUAAGCUGCAUCGUCUGUCAAGGGAGAAAGGAUUACCCUGCCUCUCUUGGGGAGACUCGUGCCCAUGUUGUGUGAACAACUCUGCACGAGCACCUAAGGAGGCUUACCUCCUUACCAGCCCGUGGUGGCGCGUACGUGUCUCUACUGAGAUGUACGAAGGGAUUGACAACCUGAAAUCCCUUUACGACCGUGCCGGGAAGACUUUCUCCGGCGGUCCUUCUGCGGCACAGGAUGUGUCGCGUCGUACUGCCUCGACCAGACCCACCGCGCCACCGGACGAGGUAACUCGUCCGACGUCCAGUUCACGUCGCGGUGGUUCAACAGCUGCUCUACUAGAUAGCGCUGGCCACCGCGAGAGUCCUCUAAUGGAGGUGGAGGAGGAGGAAAGACGCUCUCCACACGAUCAUGUGGAUCGGUGUGUUCCCGAGAGCUUCUUUGAUCGCGUAACGCAAGGGUUACGCGACGAUCUCGAGCAUGAGCGGAAUAGGCGUCUCCAGAUGGUGGACACUGCCUCGAAGCAUCGAGCUGAGUUUGCCUUUGCUCAUCUUGAGAACGAGAGAUCGCUGACAUCUCUUCGUGACGAGCUAAGGGUAGCUCGUGGGAUUGUUGAUCGGUCUCGGGAUGAGAUAGUUGCUCUUCAGACCCUUGUUGAUGCCCACCAUCGGGAGCACAAGGCUCUCUGCGAGAUGCUUGAGCGCAAGGGCGUUCUUCAUCGGAAGAAGCAGCGUACUGAUGGUACGGCUUAA
This is a messenger RNA of Peronospora matthiolae, 1536 nucleotides long. The record is from the annotation of a GenBank genome assembly. Lineage: Eukaryota; Oomycota; Peronosporomycetes; Peronosporales; Peronosporaceae.